AUGACUCAAGACACAGAAACAAGACCUUUAAACAUUCUUAUUGUUGGAGCAGGCAUUGGUGGUUUAACCGCUGCGCUUGGUCUCCGCCAACAAGGGCAUAAAGUAACACUAUUCGAGAGAUCACAACUGGCAAAAGAAGUCGGUGCUGCCAUUCACUUAGCUCCCAAUUGUCAUGGAAUCUUGAAGCGAUUUGGUGUUUUCCCUGAGAGCUUUGGUGCAAAUCGCGUUGAAGGCGUCACUGAGUACACGGGUGAUGGACACCUGAAGUUUGAUCAGAAUCUCAAAGGACCACUUUCAGUUUGGGAGCACCCAUGGGUCCUGGCGCAUCGUGUCAGUCUUCAUGAGAACCUCAAGAACCAAGCGACUUCCAGUGACGGCCCCGGAACACCAGCUAUUCUCAAGACCUCCAGCCCAGUUGUUGACGUAGAUCCCGUCACGGCGACAGUCAAGUUCGAGGAUGGAACUACAGUAUCGGGAGACUUGGUCCUUGGAGCCGAUGGUGUUAGCUCAAUAACGCGAUCCAUCGUUACCGGCUCAGAUAUCAAGCCUUAUGGCUCCGGAAAGAGCGCAUUCCGCUUUAUGAUUCCCCAUUCAGAUAUCCUCAAGAACGAAACAACCAAGCCUUUCGCUGAACGCACUGGCACAAUGACCAUGUGGAUGGGCGAUGAUCGCAGAUUGGUCAUGUAUCCUUGCUCUAACAACACUGUCAUGAAUUUUGUCGCCAUUCAUCCUAGCAGUAUCACUUCGGGAGCAAACAAGGGAUCUGGCUGGGGCCAUGGUGGUAGCAAGGACCUCCUUCUUGAAGUUUACAAGGACUUUGAGCCAAGAGUCCUCGCUCUUCUGGAUCUGGUGGAUGUCAGCGAAUUAAAGCUUUGGACUCUGUUGGACAUGGACCGUAUUUCAACAUGGCACAGAGAUCGUCUUGUCUUUCUUGGAGACGCUGCUCAUCCAUUCUUGCCUCAUCAAGGACAAGGAGGUGGUAUCGCCAUCGAAGACGCCGCAUCACUGGUCGCACUGUUCCCAGCCGGCACAACAGCCAAUGAUAUCCCCAGCCGUCUAGCUCUGUAUGAGAAGAUUAGAGACGAGAGAGCUCACACAGUGCAGACUUUUACCAGACAAGCUGGCGAGGAUCUCAAUGAGGAAAAGCGAGCUCAGUUCAACAUCUUCAAGUUCCUCAACUACAACUUCGGCCAUGAUGAAUGGCACAAUACCAAGAAGGCUCUUAGAGAUCAGCUUUGGUCUGAAAACAAGAACCUACACUGGAAAUCACCGGUUUCUUUCGGCCCCAUGCCAAGUCCGCGACAAGAUUACCAUGGACAACGAUACAAUGGCAAUGACUCUUCAUUCACCACGUGGUCCGUCCGUUUCAAGUCCUCGGCUCCAUACCUGAAGACCCUAUUCCCCACGGACCGUUUCAGCUUCUAUAAGCCCGGCACCGUCGCUGAAGCUACAUAUUCCUGUACAGAACUGAAGGAUAUGAAGUGGCUCGGUGGCGGUGGCUACAAGUUCUUCGGUCUUUGGAUCCAUGGCGUACAGUAUGAGAAGAAAGACGGCAGCAAGAUUUACGGAUCUUUCCUUGCCGUGCUGCUGGAGAACUUGGCUGAUCCUAUCGUCACUGGCCGUGAGGAGUUGGGUAUGCCCAAGCUUUUCUGCGAUAUUGAUGUCGUGGAGAAGGGAGCAAAUACUAGUAUUCGCUGCAGUUGGCGAGGAGCAGAGUUCGUCAAUAUCACGCUCAAGAGUCUAGGCGAGGCUGUCAACGGGCACGCAAACGGUGUGAACGGCACAAACGGCCAUCCUCCUCCUACUGGUCCCCCAGGAGCCCCUCCUCUGCCAGAGGAGCAAGGACUUUUGGUAUACCGAUAUGUUCCUGCUGUCGGUAAACCUGGUGUUGCCGAUGCCGAGUACCCUGUGUUUAUUGAGGAUGGGUUGGAGACGACGAAGCGACAGGUUGAGAAGACAUUGGUUGGAAGUGGCGGGGAUUUGGAUCUUACGGCGGGUACAUGGGAUACUCUGCCUACGUUGAACCAUAUUGCGACUGGGUUCUCCCAGAUUCCUGUGUAUGGUGUUGUUAAGAGUAAGGUUGAGUAUGGAAGGGGUGUGGAUGAUAUUUCUCAUGCUCGUAGAAUUGAAUAGCGAUUUUAAGUUUUGUAUAUAUAUUUGAUUAGUAUUUUAUAGCAAG
Molecule: messenger RNA, 2179 nt
Organism: Fusarium redolens
Lineage: Eukaryota; Fungi; Ascomycota; Sordariomycetes; Hypocreales; Nectriaceae
Exons: 9
Coding region: 1-2133 (710 amino acids)
Molecular function (GO): monooxygenase activity; FAD binding; lyase activity
Source: RefSeq, a predicted model, not a curated record